Oncorhynchus keta (chum salmon) is the source of this 3953-nucleotide messenger RNA. RefSeq names its product filaggrin-2-like. The transcript has 2 exons. NCBI's taxonomy places the organism in Eukaryota, Metazoa, Chordata, Actinopteri, Salmoniformes, Salmonidae. The record is from RefSeq and is a predicted model, not a curated record. Bases 66 to 2177 code for a protein of 703 amino acids.
UUAGUUUCUUCUCUUUUUCGUCGGGUAGCUAACCCAGUGAAUGGGACAAGGCGGUUAACCGUGAAAUGAAAGCUCCUAGUUACUUUGUGGGGUUUUUCUCCAAAGAGGAUUUGACACAUCAUGCAUCCACACACAGACCAUUCACACAUACACAGACCACUCACACAUACACAGACCACUCACACACACACAGACCAUUCACACAUACACAGACCACUCACACAUACACAGACCACUCACACACACACAGACCAUUCACACAUACACAGACCACUCACACAUACACAGACCACUCACACACACACAGACCACUCACACAUACACAGACCACUCACACACACACAGACCACUCACACAUACACAGACCACUCACACAUACACAGACCACUCACACACACACAGACCAUUCACACAUACACAGACCACUCACACAUACACAGACCACUCACACACACACAGACCAUUCACACAUACACAGACCACUCACACAUACACAGACCACUCACACACACACAGACCACUCACACAUACACAGACCACUCACACACACACAGACCACUCACACAUACACAGACCACUCACACAUACACAGACCACUCACACACACACAGACCAUUCACACAUACACAGACCACUCACACAUACACAGACCACUCACACACACACAGACCACUCACACAUACACAGACCACUCACACACACACAGACCAUUCACACAUACACAGACCACUCACACAUACACAGACCACUCACACAUACACAGACCACUCACACACACACAGACCAUUCACACAUACACAGACCACUCACACAUACACAGACCACUCACACAUACACAGACCACUCACACACACACAGACCACUCACACAUACACAGACCACUCACACACACACAGACCAUUCACACAUACACAGACCACUCACACAUACACAGACCACUCACACAUACACAGACCAUUCACACACACACAGACCACUCACACACACACAGACCAUUCACACACACACAGACCACUCACACACACACACAGACCACUCACACAUACACAGACCAUUCACACACACACAGACCACUCACACACACACAGACCACUCACGCAUACACAGACCAAUCACGCAUACACAGACCACUCACACAUACACAGACCACUCACACACAUACAGACCACUCACACACACAUAGACCACUCACACAUACACAGACCAUUCACACACACACACACAGACCACUCACACAUACACAGACCACUCACACACACACAGACCACUCACACAUACACAGACCAUUCACACACACACAGACCACUCACACACACACAGACCACUCACGCAUACACAGACCAAUCACGCAUACACAGACCACUCACACAUACACAGACCACUCACACAUACACAGACCACUCACGCAUACACAGACCACUCACACAUACACAGACCACUCACACACACACAGACCACUCACACAUACACAGACCACUCACACAUACACAGACCACUCACACAUACACAGACCACUCACGCAUACACAGACCACUCACUCAUACACAGACCACUCACACACACACAGACCACUCACACAUACACAGACCACUCACACAUACACAGACCACUCACACAUACACAGACCACUCACACACACACAGACCAUUCACACACACACAGACCACUCACACACACACAGACCACUCACGCAUACACAGACCAAUCACGCAUACACAGACCACUCACACAUACACAGACCACUCACACAUACACAGACCACUCACACAUACACAGACCACUCACACAUACACAGACCACUCACACAUACACAGACCACUCACGCAUACACAGACCACUCACACAUACACAGACCACUCACACAUACACAGACCACUCACACAUACACAGACCACUCACGCAUACACAGACCACUCACGCAUACACAGACCACUCACUCAUACACAGACCACUCACACAUACACAGACCACUCACACAUACACAGACCACUCACACAUACACAGACCAAUCACACAUACACAGACCAAUCACACACACACAGACCACUCAUACAUACACAGACCAAUCACACACACACAGACCACUCAUACAUACACAGACCAAUCACACAUACACAGACCAAUCACACACACACACAGACCAAUCACACAUACACAGUACAGAAAGAUCUAAUUAGAGCCGUUAGAUCAAUGUAUAGGCAUUGAUUUCUGACAAAGCAGAUCUAUUGAAUACGUUUUUAUAUUCUAUAUGUAUUUUCUAUGUUGAAUUAGAGUGACUGAACACUGUAUGUCCAAGCAUCCAGUGGGAAUUAGAUGUAUAGAUCCUCUCCCUUCAUUUCUGCAACAGCAGUUCUAUUGAGUCCAUGUAUAGUGUGUUCUGUAUGUGUUCUAUGUCUGAGAAAUGCCCCUGGCUGGUAAGCAAAUCUAUGAAUACAUUUCUAUAUUAUUCAGCUAUGUAUUUUAUGGGGAAAAUUCCCUUGCUAAAUUUGGUGGGAGACGUUUAUUAUAGACAAAAAAAUACAAGGGUUUUAUUAAGCAAAUAGAUGUCACGCUCUUCUCAGUAGAAAUGAAGAAAGUGUAACGUGGAUCGUUCUGACAUGAUUGAAACCAGGCAGUCAGCCGUGAAAACCAUGUCUCAGUUCGGAGAUGCUCCAUCCCAUUAAAGGGCUUGACUAAAUCCUCCGUCUCAGAUGAUUUUCUACUUACGUCUUCGUCAGGUGCUUGAUACAAUGUUUGCGUCACGUGUUUCGAUACAGUUGACAUUUUUGUCUUUUAGCAAACACUCUUAACCAGAGAGACUAACAGGAGAAAUUAGGGUUAAGUGCCUUGCUCAAAGGUACCUGGCCAGAUUUUUCACCAAGUCGGCUCGGGGAUUCGAACCAGUGACCUUUCGUUUACUGGCCCAGCUCUCUAACCAUUAGGCUCACUGUAUCCUGUAUUAGUAAACUGAAGAUAAUUUGCAGACAGAAGCUUCACUGUCAGAUAUGUUAGAAAUAUAUAUAUAUCCAGUGUAGACAGUUGAUCUGAAGAUUUGCAGGAAAGAAGUAGUGCCAGAUAAUAAUCUGAUUGGUUAGCUGCUAGGUUAAAGAAGUAAUAACACAGCAUAUGAAGCAGGUAGAACAGCCUGAUUGGUUAGCUGCUAGGUUAAAGAAGUAAUAACACAGCAUAUGAAGCAGGUAAAACAGCCUGAUUGGUUAGCUGCUAGCUAAAGAAGUAAUAACACAGCAUAUGAAGCAGGUAGAACAGCCUGAUUGGUUAGCUGCUAGGUUAAAGAAGUAAUAACAUAGCAUAUGAAGCAGGUAGAACAGCCUGAUUGGUUAGCUGCUAGCUAAAGAAGUAAUAACACAGCAUAUGAAGCAAGUAGAACAGCCUGAUUGGUUAGCUGCUAGGUAAAGAAGUAAUAACACAGCAUAUGAAGCACAUAGAACAGCCUGAUUGGUUAGCUGCUAGGUAAAGAAGUAAUAACACAGCAUAUGAAGCAAGUAGAACAGCCUGAUUGGUUAGCUGCUAGGUUAAAGAAGUAAUAACACAGCAUAUGAAGCAGGUAGAACAGCCUGAUUGGUUUGAUCUCCGUUAGAUGGGACCAUAGAGAUACAUGUGUAUGAAUAGUGUUCUAUUUAGUCCUGUGGUUGGAACAAGCAUUCGUCAACCAUACAGCUAGAUAUAGGUUAGUGUAUGUGUAAUACAGUACACUUUGCCAGUUGAUCUGAUCAUAGGAUACCAUAGGUCUAGAGUACCAGUGCUUCACUGCAUUGGCAUGACACAACACACACUGAAGGUCAUUUAUUUUAGUGUGUUUGUACCACAGGGAGCGUUUGCAUGGGGAGGUGUUGACAGGAGCGUCUAAUGCUGUAGGCAUGUUAGACUGUCACAUCAAUAUAGAGCAGCUCUCACUCUUUUUCUCUCUCUCUGUCUCUGUGUCUCUCUCCCUUUGUCCCUCCCCUCUCUCUCUC